AUGGAAUAUAUGCUACAGAAUGGAGUCGAGGUAGAGGCAAGAAAUCGUGAAGGAAUGACAGCUGCGCACCUGGAUGUACGACAAAUGUACAUGGGAAUAUUUAAUUUGUUCACUGAACACGACGUGAAUAUGGACAUCGAAGAUGAAAAAGGAAGAACACCACUAUUUUAUGCAGUGGAAUAUGGACAAUCGGAAAAGGUAAACGCAUUAUUAAAACAAGGGGCUAGAGUAAAUCAUAGAGAUUGCUAUGGAAUGACAUCGCUGUUCAUGAUAUUUAAGAAAAUUUUAACUCGCCGGUAUGAAAAGGACAAUUUAUACAGUCCAGAGCACAUAAGGAAGAUGGAAAUAACGGGAAUGUUAAUAAGAUUUGGAGCCAAUGUCAAUCAGCAGACGACUAAUGGGGACGUAACACCAUUGCACCUAGCUGGAGCGAGAGGAUAUGAUGAGAUUGUAACAAUGCUGCUGGAAAAUGGGGCGGACGUUAAUUUAAAAGACAAGAAAGAAAGAUACGUUGUACAAUACUGCAGAUAUGCGCGGCAAGAUGAUAAUUUGCCUGAAGGAUACGAAAAAGAGCCGGACGAAAUAUGGCCAGCCACUGAGGGACACCAAAAUGAAGAGGACUAUGAAGUAAAAUGUAAAGAGGAAGUGGAAGAAAUGAAGGAGAUUGUCUUAAUACGCCAAGGAGAAAGAAAGGUGACACCUAUCGACGUGUGGAAAGCAUCAACGGAAAAUAUGAGGCGAUUUAUGAGGCAUAAGGAUUUUGUCCGAAAUCUUCAACGAGGAAAGAUCGGCCACUACGGAUAUGAAAUGUUGGAAAAAGUCGUGGCAGCAAGAUUCAGGGAAAAGCUUAUCAAACGGGCUAUUCGGGUGUUAAAUAACGCGACAAGAAACAGCAAGAUACCAUUAGAUGAUUUGACAAAGUAUGUGUUGGAUGAAAUCGUUGGUAAUAUUAAUAAUAAAGAACUCAUCAAAAUGACGCGCAUGGACCAAUAA
Messenger RNA from Microplitis mediator, 993 nucleotides. Its product is annotated as poly [ADP-ribose] polymerase tankyrase-2-like. The coding region runs from base 1 to 993 and encodes 330 amino acids. The transcript is spliced from 2 exons. Lineage: Eukaryota; Metazoa; Arthropoda; Insecta; Hymenoptera; Braconidae. Gene Ontology annotation, biological process: regulation of gene expression. Gene Ontology annotation, cellular component: nucleus. The record is from RefSeq and is a predicted model, not a curated record. Gene Ontology annotation, molecular function: protein binding.